Molecule: messenger RNA, 3852 nt
Organism: Atta colombica
Lineage: Eukaryota; Metazoa; Arthropoda; Insecta; Hymenoptera; Formicidae
Gene: Ctr9
Product: RNA polymerase-associated protein CTR9 homolog
Exons: 14
Coding region: 33-3740 (1235 amino acids)
Biological process (GO): regulation of DNA-templated transcription
Cellular component (GO): Cdc73/Paf1 complex
Molecular function (GO): RNA polymerase II complex binding
Source: RefSeq, a predicted model, not a curated record
GUUUAAUCGCUCUAACGUGAGAAUAUGUUACAAUGGCGGGGUCUAUAGAGAUACCACUCCGCGAUACAGACGAGGUCAUAGAACUUUAUUUAGAUCAGUUACCAGAUGGAGAUGAAGUUCUGGGGAUUCUGCGACAGGAACAUGCUCAACUUAAUAUCUGGGUCAAUUUGGCCCUUGAAUAUUACAAGCAACAAAAAAUUGAUGACUUCAUUAAGAUACUUGAAUCUUCUCGUAUCGAUGCAAAUAUUGAUUAUCGUGACUAUGAAAAAGAUCAGAUGCGAGCCCUUGACAUGUUGGCUGCCUAUUAUGUCCAGGAAGCCAACAAAGAAAAGAAUAAAGAUAAAAAAAGAGAUCUCUUUACAAAAGCUACAUUAUUGUAUACAACAGCUGACAAGAUUAUCAUGUAUGAUCAAAAUCAUUUACUCGGUCGAGCUUAUUUCUGCCUGCUCGAAGGUGAUAAAAUGGAGCAGGCUGAUGCACAAUUUAAUUUUGUACUAAAUCAAUCGCCAAAUAACAUACCUUCUCUGCUUGGCAAAGCUUGCAUUGCUUUUAACAAAAAAGAUUACAGAGGUGCCCUUGCAUUUUAUAAGAAAGCCCUUAGAACUAAUCCAAACUGUCCAGCUGCUGUUAGAUUGGGAAUGGGACAUUGUUUCAUGAAGUUGAAUAAUCAAGAGAAAGCGCGACUUGCAUUUGAAAGAGCUUUACAGUUGGAUGGACAAUGCGUCGGUGCGCUAGUUGGCCUUUCGGUCUUGAAAUUAAAUCAGCAACAGCCCGACAGUAUAAGAACCGGCGUGCAAAUGUUAUCGAAGGCUUACACGAUCGAUUCGACAAAUCCGAUGGUGCUAAAUCAUUUAGCGAACCAUUUCUUUUUCAAAAAAGAUUACAAUAAAGUUCAACAUUUAGCGUUGCACGCAUUUCAUAACACAGAAAACGAAGCUAUGCGAGCAGAAAGUUGCUAUCAACUAGCCAGAGCAUUUCACGUCCAAGGUGAUUACGAUCAAGCAUUUCAAUAUUAUUAUCAGGCAACGCAGUUUGCUCCGCCUGUAUUUGUACUGCCACAUUUUGGAUUAGGACAAAUGUAUGUUUAUCGUGGUGAUGCAGAAAAUGCAGCCCAAUGCUUCGAGAAGGUCUUGAAAGCACAACCAGGAAAUUACGAAACAAUGAAGAUUCUCGGUUCGCUCUAUGCUAAUUCGAGUUCCCAAUCAAAACGAGAUAUUGCAAAAAAUCACUUGCGAAAAGUAACAGAACAGUUUCCUGACGAUGUCGAAGCUUGGAUCGAAUUAGCACAGAUAUUGGAGCAAAGUGAUCUGAAUGCAGCCUUGAAUGCCUAUGGAACCGCGACCAGAAUUUUGAAGGAGAAAGUUCAAGCGGACAUACCGCCGGAGAUUUUGAACAACGUGGGAGCGUUACAUUACAGACUAGGUAACUUGGAGGAAGCCAGGAAAAAUCUAGAGGAAUCUUUGGCACGUUCAAAAGCAGACGCCUUACAUGAUUCUGUAUAUUAUAAUUCGAUAGCAGUGACUACGACGUAUAACUUAGCUCGACUUAACGAAGCGUUAUGUGUAUUCGAUCGAGCAGAGAAACUGUACAAGGACAUUUUAAAGGAGCAUCCGAACUACGUGGAUUGUUAUUUGAGACUCGGCUGCAUGGCGAGAGAUAAGGGACAGAUAUACGAAGCGUCCGAUUGGUUCAAGGACGCUUUGAGAAUCAAUAACGAACAUCCGGAUGCAUGGUCAUUGCUGGGUAAUUUACAUCUAGCCAAGAUGGAAUGGGGUCCUGGCCAGAAGAAAUUCGAGAGAAUUUUGAAAAAUCCGACAACGAGCACCGAUGCUUACUCUUUAAUAGCAUUGGGAAAUAUUUGGCUGCAAACAUUACAUCAAAGUGGAAAAGACAAAGAAAGGGAGAAGCGACAUCAAGAUCGAGCAUUAGCCAUGUACAAGCAGGUUCUGAGAAAUGAUCCGAAAAACAUCUGGGCUGCAAAUGGUAUCGGUGCAGUACUCGCGCAUAAGGGUUGUGUAAAUGAAGCUAGAGAUAUAUUUGCUCAAGUGCGCGAAGCAACGGCAGAAUUCUGUGAUGUUUGGUUAAAUAUUGCACAUAUCUAUGUGGAACAGAAACAAUUUGUCAGCGCUAUUCAAAUGUAUGAAAAUUGUUUGCGAAAAUUUUAUAAAUACCAUCAUGUUGAAGUUUUGCAAUAUCUUGGACGAGCUUAUUUUAAAGCUGGCAAGUUAAAAGAAGCAAAAUUAACGUUAUUAAAAGCACGCCGAGUAGCUCCACAAGAUACCGUCUUAUUGUACAAUAUUGCUCUUGUACUUCAACGAUUGGCCACGCAAAUUCUUAAAGACGAGAAAUCAACUUUGACCACCGUAUUGCAGGCAGUUCAUGAAUUAGGUCUCUCACACAAAUAUUUUCAGUAUUUGUCAGCGCACGGCGACAGGAUGGAACAGCUGGCGGAAGCUGAAGCUAGGAGGUGUCAAGAUUUAUUAUCACAAGCGCAGUAUCAUGUCGCUAGAGCUAGAAGGUUGGAUGAGGAAGAGAAGAUGUUAAGACGGAAGCAAGAAGAAGAAAGGCAAGCCUUCAAAAUGCGUCAGACGGAAGAGCAACGCAAGCUGGAAGAGAUGCGUCGCCAAAAAGAAGAGGAGAUGUUGCAAAAGCGACAAGAAUAUGUGGAGAAAACUAAGAACGCGCUGGUAUUCGGCGAAAUGCCGUCAGAGAAACCCGGAAAAAAGGGCAAGAGACUUCGAACUGAUCAGUAUGUUAGUGAUAGUGGAGGCUCUGAUAGAGAUGAAAGCAGAGAAGAAAUACCGAAAGAAAGAAAGCGUAAAAGGAAACCUAGCAGUGAAACUAAAGAUAGGAAGAGCAAAGGUAAAGGCAGACGCAGGAAGGAUGGAAGUGGCAAUAGCGGAUCUGAUAGUGAUCAGCCGAAACAGAAACGUAGCAAGAAGAACGCAAGGACUAAAAAAGAGAAAACUCGUAAAGGCGUAGUUGAAACUCUUAAGGGUAAGCUGGUUAAAUCGAAGGAAACUAUUUCGACGAGCGAGUCAGACAGCGAUACGGGUGGCCUUAAAAUCGCUAGUGGCGGCGAAAGCGGCAAUGAGAAUCAACCGCACAGCAGCAAACGAAUCGCAUCCGAUUCCGAAGGCUCUCGCGCCUCACGCUCGAGAUCUCGUUCAAGGUCGAAAUCCGGUAGCCGUUCAAGAAGCAGUUCACGUUCAGCUUCUCGUUCGCGAUCUCCAUCACGAUCGCGCUCUCGAUCUCGAUCUGCUUCAGGAUCCAGAUCAAGGAGCGUUUCAAAAUCAAGAAGUCGGUCGGUAUCCGGGUCAAGAUCAGGGUCAGCCAAAAGCAGAUCAAGAUCGAGGUCAGGUUCGCACAAAAGUGGCUCGCGAUCAAGGUCUAACAGUGGCUCGCGAAGAAGUGAAUCAAAACCAAGAUCAAGAUCGAGUUCAAGAAAGAGUGGUUCAAGGUCACCAAGCGGUUCAAGAAAAGGCGUAUCGCCGUCAAGAUCCAAAAGUGGCUCGCGUUCAGGCUCGGAAGAACGCCAGUCAAGAAGCAAGAGUCGAUCGCGGUCUAAAUCGAAAUCUGUUUCAAGGUCUAAAUCAAGAUCGAGGAGUGGUAGCAGGUCGCGAUCGCGCUCUAGAUCGAAGAGCGGUUCUCGAAGCCGGAGUCCGAGCGGAUCGGCACGUUCUGCAUCCCCGGUGUCUAGAAAAUCAGUAUCGGGAAGUGGCGGUAGUGAUAGUGAAUAAAUCAGCCGUUCUCACAAUUGUAAUAUCACAAUGAAAAAAAGAUUAUACUUAAAUAACACACUUAAAUACAUAAUUUGUGUGAAGAUCGCUUUACAAAGUUCUUUUAAUACAA